This is a messenger RNA of Neodiprion virginianus, 3731 nucleotides long. Its product is annotated as RYamide receptor-like. Gene Ontology annotation, biological process: G protein-coupled receptor signaling pathway. Lineage: Eukaryota; Metazoa; Arthropoda; Insecta; Hymenoptera; Diprionidae. The coding region runs from base 100 to 1581 and encodes 493 amino acids. The record is from RefSeq and is a predicted model, not a curated record. Gene Ontology annotation, cellular component: membrane. The transcript is spliced from 10 exons. Gene Ontology annotation, molecular function: neuropeptide Y receptor activity.
CUUCAGCUCAACUUUUCAACGUCGUUCGUUACGGAUAAGCUUGGAAAAUUAGCUUUCGGGGCUAAAUGGAUAACGCAGAAGCAAAUAUAUAACGGGUACAUGUGCAAAACUAAAAGAGAUUAUUUUCGAGGGUACCUUACAUUCCAAAAGUUUGGCAAUAGUAUAAAUGGAUGUCGGCCAGCGGGUUUCAGAAUGGACGGAGCGUGGUCGGCCGAGGAGGGAGGGCCGGAUGAGGUCUGGGUAUCUGGAUCGAACAGGACCUACGAUAAUGAAUCCAUUUACGACGAAUACGACGACCUUUACGACGUGCCAGCUGGUCUGAUAGCUCUGCUGAGUAUCUGCUACGGAAGUAUUUCCAUCUUGGCGGUCGUCGGAAAUGCCUUGGUGAUAUGGAUCGUCGCUACUUCCAGACGCAUGCAGAGCGUCACUAAUUGUUUCAUCGCCAAUCUCGCCCUGGCCGAUAUCGUUAUUGGCCUCUUUGCUAUUCCUUUUCAGUUUCAGGCCGCUUUGCUGCAGAGAUGGAACCUCCCAUACUUUAUGUGUGCGUUCUGUCCCUUCGUCCAGGUCCUCUCCGUCAACGUGUCGGUCUUCACCCUCACUGCAAUCGCCGUCGACCGUCAUCGAGCGAUUCUCAAGCCAUUGAGCGCAAGGCCCAGCAAGUUCAGAGCUAAAGUCGUAAUCGCUAGUAUCUGGUUCUUCGGCGGUGCUUUGGCCGCUCCAAUGGCAGUGGCUCUGCGAGUGAUUAUGACGCCGGAUAACUCUGGGGUCGGCCGACAUCAUCUCAAGCCCUUCUGCCGGAACGAAAAGUUGUCCGAAAGCUCAAUGCUGAUCUACAGAGCUCUGCUUGGUUUCCUGCAGUAUCUUACACCCCUUUUCGUAAUAUCCUGCGUUUACGCUCGCAUGGCGCUCAGGCUGUGGGGAAGCAGAGCACCCGGAAAUGCUCAGGACUCUCGCGACGCCAACCUGAUGAAGAAUAAGAAGAAGGUAAUCAAGAUGUUGGUGAUCGUCGUCGCACUGUUCGCUGUGUGUUGGCUGCCACUCCAGACCUACAACGUACUGCAAUACACUUAUCCGGAGAUUAACGAGUACAGAUACAUCAACAUCAUUUGGUUCUGCUGCGACUGGCUGGCGAUGUCAAACAGCUGUUACAACCCUUUCAUCUACGGUAUUUAUAACGAAAAGUUCAAGCGGGAAUUUCAACAACGAUGUCCCUUCAGACCCCGACAAUGGUCGACCAGCCCGCCAAUGGAUAGUCUCGAUCUUGAUAAAACGCAGUCCACCAGAACUUCGAUCAGAUUUUUUUUUGCAAGGUACGAUUGGCGGCGACCAGCUUCGGGCGGAUGUCCGGCAGCAGCUUCCUUUUACCGCGGCGUGUCUGUGCGAGGACCGUCACGAUUACCCGCAAAAGGAAUUGAAGCCACAAACCGCACCCUCCCGGCGUCCAGAUGCUGCGUCCGGAACGGAAACGCCACCCUCGCAAGCGCACCAAAAAGCCCGAACACCGCCGCUGAGCUUUACGUCUUCGCUUCCGGGAGGCACAAGCACACCAACGAUUUCAACUCGCAGGAACUCUGCCUCUAAGCCAGCUUAAUUGCCAUGCAGAUGAACACGGGGCGCAAUUGAAUCACCGAGGCAUAAUUAUUAUCAGCCGUAAGCUAAUCCCCGUCUUCAGUCGGGAGCGCUCUUUAACAAGCCGUUCCUCGUUACUCGUUACGGAGUACAGUUUUCCGAUACAGGGUGCUGUUUCCAGUUUAAGAGCUUGCUAAUUUAAGCUUACCCUUGAUGUAUACUAUAAUAUGCCUAAAAGCACCUGUUAUCCUACCGAUGUGACAAAAUUCCCCUGUAUUAUUCCCUCAUAAUUGUAACAAAGCAGAAAACGUGUUAUAUAUUUGUAUACGUAUAUGUAUGUAUAAUUGUACGUAUAUGCAUAUUAAUUGCAGAUUUUAUUCGUAAGAAACGUAAGAACGAAACAAAAUUAAUUCAAUUUAAUGGUACAACAAAUUUCUCAAGAGUCAACGUGAUAUAGUUAGAACUUUUAUCAAUAUAUGUUUUAUGUCAGAGUGCGUGGUACUGUGUGUGUGAUUCACGUGUAUGGAAUAUGUAUCGGCAAGAACCGUGAGAUGAGACGUGAAUGAGACUGUUCUAAUAACUUAUAUCGGUUUUUCGAAGUUGAUACGUUGAAUAUUAGUGUUCUGAAAAUUAGUGUAUGUAAGGUACAUGUCGCUAUCUAUCAAUUUCAUACUACGAAUUAAUAUGCCGGGUGAAUUCUGACAGCAGACUUCGUGUACAUAACAUAGUAUCGUGAGGAUGAGUAACAGAGCGAGUAAUUGAAUUGAGUCGCUGGUAAACUUGGGGCUCAUGUUCUCGUGAUCUCUCGCAAAUUUCAACGUAAUUUAUGGGCCAUACCUGAUUGGGGGAAAUUUGUGGAUUGCAGUUUUGACUAAUCGAAUGAGUGCCUGUAUUCAAUCAUCUCCGGUGAAAUUUGGAAAUUUCUUUGCGCGAAAAUACAGUUCUUGCUUCGUUGGUAAUUUUCUUCAACACUUACAACUAUACGAUUGAUCAUUUUCAUUCGUACCAUUGGGAUUAUUUGCAUUCACCCGUAGUACCGACACUUUUUCUAUCACGAGGAACAAAUCGGUCCAAUGUGCAGAUACACUGCAAGGAUCGAUUUUCAUGUUGACACAUUUCCUUGAACUACAUUCCAUGCAAGUUUUUAGUUUUCAAUUUUUUUUUCCAUCCUCAAGUCUCAGUGACACGAGAUUUAUUAUGACGGUCAAAAAAUGUUUGGCGAUUUAGUACCGGACAUAAAAAUAUAAGGAGAUAAAAAUUCAAUAUAAUUUAAAACAAAACUAUACGUGUAAUAAAGAUAUGUAAAAAUGGAUGUGAAGAGAAUAAUCGUUUGAUUGAUGUAUCUAGUUGUUGAUAAAUUAUCUAUUUUCUUACAGACAAAUGAUUGAAAUUUACACGGAGGUUGGUGAAUCAAAUCUGUUUACAAGUUCCGCGUAAACGAAUUUGAAAGUAGCCUCGAAUGUUUGAUGGAAAAAAUUAUUUACGCGAGUUCUUAAACAUCGCCAUUAUCAUGUUAAUUAUACAAGUCGUAGAUUUAAUAACAUUUGGCAAAUUCUAGUCAUCAUAAGAACAAUUGGGGAAAGAGGCGUUUAACUGUGAAUAUUUUAGCAGUAUAUAUAGGUAAUUCAACGAAUAUAAAUAGUAAUAAAUGAAUAAAACUAUGAUAUGAACAUAGUUUGAGAAUCAUGUAAAUUUGUGUAUGCUAUUGUAUUGUAUAUAAACGUAUAAAUGCAGGUAAAACCGCAUAUUAUGUAUGUAUAAUAUAUUUAGAAAUAUUUAUAGAAAUAAAGCUACAUGCAAUCUACUUAAGCUAUAUAAAUAAGGUGAUGAAUAAAUUUGAAAUUAAAGUUAAGCGGGCAUCCAAGCGGGGAAAAGAAAUCUUUUCUUUACCACAAGCUGGGCAAAAUGUGUAUGAUGAGGAAAAAAAGAAAGGAGUAAGGGAAACGAAAAUCUAAUCAUCGUUGUUCAAAUCUUAUGAAAAUCAUUCCUAGCUCCUAAAUUAUCUACGUGUAUAAGUAUGCAUUUAAUAAUGUUCGCUCACUGUUAUAUUCUGGCUCAAAUGCUCCAAUUCUAUUCCGACGACGUAGUGUAGUACAUACUGUGAAAUAAUACUUGGUACAUGUAAACACUGAACUGAAUGUUUAAGAAUAAAACAAUCCCUU